Molecule: messenger RNA, 1391 nt
Organism: Durusdinium trenchii
Lineage: Eukaryota; Dinophyceae; Suessiales; Symbiodiniaceae
Source: the annotation of a GenBank genome assembly
AGACACUUCUCUUCGUCUUCAGCGUUCCACGAAGCGGAUGCCGCCGCCAUCAGCUCCGCUGGUGUUGACCUACUUUGACGACAACAAGGGACGGAACGAGCUCGUGCGACUGAUCUUCGUGGUUGGUGAGGUCCCCUUCGUCGACGAGCUCAUUGGCUUCAGCGAAUAUGUGCGACGUAGAGAUGCCAAGCAGUUGCCCUUUGAUCAAAUUCCCACCCUCCGAGUGGGAGAUACGGUCUUGGGUCAAUCCUGUGCCAUCGCGCGCUACGCAGCGAAGCUGGCGAAGCUCUACCCGGAGGAUGCCUUGAGCGCCUGCAAGGCAGAUGCAGUGGUGGAUGCCUGGCGAGAUCAAUUGGACCUGCUCUACGACACGUUCUCCGGCUUCAGUCGUCCUGCCGGAGGAAUCACCAUCGUUCUUCGAGCGCACGGUGAUCGCUGAGAAGCUCCAGAUGUUUCCACGACAGCAGGUGGAACGUGCGCAGCGGGUGGGCAACUACUUCGAGAGCUCCUUCAAGCCGUGGAUGCGGCAGAUGGAGAAGUUGUUGGAUGGUCGUCGCAUCGCAGCUUCGCUGAGCUUUGCCGAGCUGGCGAUCUUCGAUUUGGUCUCCACCUUGGAGGGCUUCGUGGAGCCCGAAGCGUUCAAGCAGGUCAUGGACCUUCACCCUGAAGUCCGUGGAUUGGUGCAGGAGAUCGGUGCCUUGCCGAGCGUGCAGCAGCACCUGGUGCAGCAUCCCUACCAGUCGCUUCGUGAGCUCAUGUCCACGCCGAGCAACUGCAAACGACACCUGGAGUCGCUGCUCUUCCCGUGCCUCAAAGCUGCCAUGGCCAGUUGGCUCGGCCUCAAGCGCUGCUGUUCGGGCGACAGAUGAACCACCGAGGGACUCCACGGCGAUCCAGCAGGUCGAUGUGCACGACACCGACAGCUGCGGUGCAGAGGGGCCAGCGGUCCGCAUCGCUCGUCCUCACCGGGUGAGGGAGAGCUCGGGGUGAUGAUGGUGAUGGCCACAACGUGGUGUUCAUGCUGAAGUUGCAAAGGAAAGCUUUCACACCAACGUCACAGAGCUCGUCACAGACGAGCUCGGGAGUGGAUGUGAGUGGAUGUUUUGUUUAGUCCGUUGAGUCCCAUCCAGGGGCCGUGGAUGUGACAGGGGCACCCAACUCCUUCCUCGAUGUAUAGCACCCUGUCCUCCAUGGAGCUGCUGGACUGGAAAGUGUCGGAUCCACUUUGCGUGAGGCGAUGAGUCUACUCUAGACGGCACCCUCUCAAAGAGAGAGAGAGAGAGAUUGGGUCCGUCAUUGGAUGCACGUCCCGGCAAAUGACCGGAAGCGAUGAAAGCAUCGAAUCUCUGCCUUUCAUUGCAGGGAGCGACGUGUUGAGCGGCUCGCCUGGG